Messenger RNA from Podospora pseudocomata, 2140 nucleotides. It is a transcript of the gene CSN12, whose product is annotated as COP9 signalosome (CSN) subunit. Gene Ontology annotation, molecular function: double-stranded DNA binding; RNA binding. The record is from RefSeq and is a predicted model, not a curated record. Gene Ontology annotation, biological process: poly(A)+ mRNA export from nucleus. NCBI's taxonomy places the organism in Eukaryota, Fungi, Ascomycota, Sordariomycetes, Sordariales, Podosporaceae.
CUCAGCCACAUGUGGCGGGGCCGAAGUGAGUUUGAAAGCUGACGCCACAGAGGUGGGGCAACUUUAAGAUAUGAGCUUGCAAGCCAAUCAGAGCAACGCAAUCCUCUCACGCUCAAGCUGCCAUCUCACUCUGCCACUGCACUCCCAAUACAGGACGAUAUUCCAACUACAUUAACAAGAUAUUUGAGACUGCCCACCGAGAGCGAUAUCUGUAGAAUUUUGCGGCUAUCCUGCGAUCAAUCCGCAUCUGCAGACAAUUGUUCGACUCCAAUAAGAACAACAGUCAACUCGAUACCGCUCCCAUCACUUGGUGGGGCAACCACAACAUCACACAGCUUGCGCCCAAGCCAAGCUCACCCUGUCAACACCCCAGUUCAAACAUCCCAUCAUGGAGUUCGGCCCAGCGCUUUACCACGAGUUUGGAGAGGCUUGGAAAACACGGGAUGGUUACCGACUAGCAAAGACCAUCUCUCCAGAGUUGACUCCUAGCCAGUUGUCCAGCAUAUGGCAAAGUGCGAAUGGUGCGGGAAGCUACAAAGCAGCUCGGGACGACGAUGUGAAAGCAUCCAUUAAGCGUGGUCUUUCCAGUAGUUCAGCGCGUUUGGACGGCAUCGGCCAAAAGGAGAUCAAGGGUUGGGUCGAGGUUUACUUUGCGUACUGGCAAGCUGCCGGCAUCCUUGCUCAAGUGCAGCAGACCUCAUCAUGGACCAAUGCUUAUGAGCAGUGGAAAGUCUUGAUCAACGCUCUGAUCCAGGGGUAUAACAGUCAUGAGUUUGAAGCCUGGACCAUUCCGUGUCUCUAUGUGGCGGGCAAACAUCUACGGCUGUUUGCGAUGCAGGCGGAUGAGCACACUAGUGUCAACGACAACUCGGCAACUGCAUUCCAAGAUGACUUUGACCCAGAAUUACAGAAACAUCAGAAAUUGGAGGACUGUGCGCGAGUUCUUAACAAAGUAUUCACGAUUUGCCUGAGUGACAGAGCACCACUCGAAGAGUCUCGGAAAUGGGGGCUCUAUUACAUCGUCAACCUUCUCUUCAAGACUUACUUCAAGCUCAAUGCGACAGGAUUGUCGAAAAAUGUGCUGAGGAUUUUGACCGCAGGACGGGGAGAUAUGCCAGACUUUCAUGCAUUCCCAAAGUCUCAGCAGGUCACUUUCAAAUACCACGAAGGAGUAUUAUGCUUCCUUGAGGAGAACUAUGCUGAAGCCGAGAAGCAUCUGACGGAAGCAUGGAACACCUGCCACAAAGACGCCAUGAGGAACAAAGAGCUGAUCUUGACAUAUCUAAUUCCGUGCCACCUCAUCACAACCCACACCCUUCCCACAGAAAAGCUGCUGGAGCCUUACCCACGACUACAAAAACUCUUCCUCCCACUCUCUCGGUGCAUCAAGCAGGGCGAGCUCCACAAAUUCGACAUCGCCCUUCAGGAAGCCGAGGACGAGUUUGUCAAACGGCGCAUCUACCUCACCCUCGAAAGAGGACGCGACAUCGCACUACGCAAUCUCCUCCGUAAAGUGUUCAUCGCCGGCGGCUUCGAGCCAGUAGCGAAGGAGGGAGACAAGCCUUUUCGCCGGACUCGUAUCCCAGUAGCAGAGUUUGCCGCGGCUAUCAGCCUCGGCAGCGAGGAGAAGGUUGACAAUGACGAGGUUGAGUGUCUUUUGGCAAAUAUGAUUUACAAAGGACUGAUCAAGGGAUAUAUCUCUCGUGAACGGAGUAUUGUAGUGCUCAGCAAGUCGGGGGCGUUUCCCGGGACUGGCGUUUGAGCGGGGCAAAUAUGGGCGUUGACCGCGCCCCAUUUGGGAAGGCUUGAUAAGAUCUUUCAUCAACUGCUGUGUCCAACUGGAUCUUCUGGGACUCACCGAGUUCUUGGUCGUGUAGGGAAAAGGUGGGACAAUUUCAUGGUGGUACCCCAACCCGACGGCAGGAAAGGGAGGGAUCAUCCAUCCCGCACGACGGCAUUUGUGGUGGUGCCAUCGGAUAUCUAUCACCACUUGGCGUGCGUGAACAAGCCUGGGAGCUUUCUCACACCAUCACCAACAAAACAACGGGCUGUAAAAAGAUCUUGAGAACGAAAGGGACAUGAAUUACGGAUAUGGAUAGCAUUUGAGCGGGGGAAAAAACUGUUACUCAAUUAUAAAGCC